Molecule: messenger RNA, 1912 nt
Organism: Saccostrea cuccullata (small rock oyster)
Lineage: Eukaryota; Metazoa; Mollusca; Bivalvia; Ostreida; Ostreidae
Exons: 3
Coding region: 112-1707 (531 amino acids)
Biological process (GO): neurogenesis
Cellular component (GO): cytosol
Molecular function (GO): protein binding
Source: RefSeq, a predicted model, not a curated record
UUAGUUAAUGAUAUGCUAUUAAUGAAGUAUUGACUUGUUGACUUCCAUCAUAUUAUUUCUUGUAUGAUUUGUUGAGAAAUAUAAGGCUACAGUACUUCUCUUUUCAACAAAAUGGCUAUGAGUGCAAACACGGAUUGGCGCACGGGCCGGACUGUGACACAGUGUAAUAAGUAUAUGUUGGAACAUGAGGUGGAGUGUGAUGUUACACUUGCUGUGGGCAAGGAAAAGAUUAAAGCCCACAAAUACAUGCUGAUAAGUCGCAGUGCAGUUUUCCAUUCAAAACUUACAAGCCAGAGAACUUUAUUGGAAGUCAAUAUUCCAGAUUUUGAACCUGAUACAAUUCGAAAAAUGUUGAUGUUUAUAUACACUGAUGACGUUGAUUUUGACAAUCGUUCAACACUGAAACUUUUCCAAGCUGCCAGUAAAUACAAAAUUGAAGAUCUAAAGAAAACAUGUUUUUAUAAAAUGCAAGCAGAACUUUCUAGAGAAAAUGUGUGUCUUGUUCUGAAAUUGGCAUAUGACAUGGGAAGCAAUGAUGUGAAAAGUAGUGCACUGCACUACUUUUAUAGAUAUGCUUCUGACUUGUUAGAGACUGAGGAAAUUUUGGAACUACCACAAAGUUGUUUAAUUGAUAUUAUGAAAAGUGACAAGUUGAGAGUACCAGAGGAGAAAAAGUAUGAGGUAGCAGUUGUUUGGGCAGAGAGUAAAUGCAGACAACAGCAAAAGGAAGUUAAUGAUGCAAAUUUGAAAGCCCUACUUGCCCCAGUUGUGAAUUUUAUCAAAUUUGAAGAGAUGUCAAUGGAGUAUUUCAGUAAUAAUAUCUCAAAGAGAGGUAUUUUAGAGCAAAAUCAGAUUAUCAUUGUAUUUCAAAAACUAGUAAGCAAACCAUCAGGAAGUGUUAGAACAUCUCACUCUUUAUCAGCACCUGCAGGAAGAACAGGAAAUGUAGAUCAAUCGGCACCUCAGCUCAUGGAAAGAUCUGUCAGUGGACAGGAAGCAGAUUCUACCACCACUACAGAAAAUCUUUCCAGAUCUGUUCUUUCUUCCUCAGAAUCCAUACAAAUGGAGACAGAUCUAGAAAGCUCCUCAGAACUGGUACUGGCCACAGGACGUCAUGGAACAACCCCCAUACCUCCGAGGGCAAAUAACCACCGGACCAAUAACCAAACAGAACCGACCCAGAGACGGUCCACGGAACUGCCAACCGGUGCUCAGCCUGUACCCAAUGAUUUCAGAGAUGAAAUGGGCAGAAUAACAAUAUGGAGGUUUGGGGGUAUUUUGAGUGGGAAGGCCUAUUUAAGAGAUAAUCCAGAUUCCAUAUCAAUCAUUCCAAGUCAUUCUGGAAAAUUACAUGGAGUCUGGCUGUAUGGGAGCCAUCAGAGACAAGCCACCUACAAAGUGGACAUGAAAAUAAAGGAAGACGGAACAGUUAGAAAAGCCAUUCCCAAUAAAGAAAUUGUGUCUGAUGGAAGGGAAAAGAUCCAUCUGCUGAAGAUAGAACCACCAAUGAAAUUUGAGGCUGAUAAUGUCUACACAAUAGAAAUGGUGAUGAAGGGACCGACAAGUUAUUAUGGCAGAACAGGAAAGGACAUGGUUACUGUGGAUGGGGUCACUUUCACAUUUAUUCCUGACGAAAAUGGAAUUAAUGGCACCAAUACAGAAAUUGGACAAUUUCCAGGGUUUGUAUUUGAAAAAACUGAAUUAUAGACAUUAGGUACAUGUAUAUUGACAAAAAAUCUUAGUAUCGGUAUUGUUUCUGAACUGGGUGUACCGGUAAAUAAUUUCUUCACUUGGUGUGUAUGACAGAUAAAAUGAGCAUCUAUCAUGGUAAUUGCUAGCAACGUAAUUAAUUAUUUCAUAAGACUGUUUCUGGUUGAAUGAUGUGUUUGCUGAUAAUAAAUGUUUUGUUAUA